CAUAAAGUUCUAGGUAUACGCCCAGUGAUUUGAUGGGAAAAAAGCAACUUGGGAAGAUUGGAAUUCACAGAAGAGGCAUUUUUAGGCAUUGUACUGGGUUAAAUUAGAAGAGGCAAGAAUCAGCAGAAGACAAGUUUCCUUACAAAACUAGUUACAGAUAUGGAAGGUGCCAUUAAAACAGUUGUUACGCAGUUCCUGUCCUCAGCACGGGGAAAAGAGAGCUUGGGUGGGAAGAACUUCCAAAAGUUAGUCCAGAGUCAGCUGGGAAACAUCCUGAGUGACACUGACAGCUCUUCAGCAGUGAAGGAUAUGAUGAAAGGCCUGGAUGACAACCAGGACGGGAAGGUCAGCUUCCAGGAGUACCUGACGCUGGUGGGCUACCUGGCCAACUCACUAAGUGAGCAGAAAGCACAGAGCAGCGCAGCCGGUGGACCAUAAGAAGCCCAAAAAGCAUUGAUGACACUGACAAUCAUUUGUAAUGCUGGAGUCUUGCACCAGUAAUGAGAGACUGGGGCUAGUUUUUUACAUUUUUUAAUUAUUAAAAACAAAAAGCACACUGUAUUAAUAAACUGUGUAAAAUUAUCAUAAAUUUGCAUAGAUAACAAAACACAACUCCUUGGCCCUUGUGACUUCCUGUUGUAACGACUAGCCCAGGUCUCCAUUGCAAUUUAAAACCUGCAAUGAUCUAAAAACACUUUUAAAGUCUCUGAUAUUACAAUGAAAUUAUUAAUCUGUUUACAUGUACUCGCAUUAAUGAAUUUAUAAAACAAUGUCUGACCCGUGGCCAUGGACAAGUGCUAAAUCAAGUAACUUUUUGUUACAUAAGUGUUUGCUUUUUUUUUUCUUUUGCUAUUUUUGCUUUCCAUAUAAACAGGUUUUUAUUUCUAAGCUCACAUGUUUUUAUAUACGGUUUAAUUGUUUUACUGGGAACAAAAUAUGCUUGAUAAGUGCUUAAAACGAGGCAUAACUGAAGAAAGCAAGCCAUCAAAUAUACUAAAAACAGAGUCAAUGUCAGUGUUGUAGAUUUGUCAGUUUUGCCCAUUUAAAAAAAGUGAAAUUUCACACAACUGGAGAAAUGUUUUUUGUAUAACCUUUCAAUUAAAAUAUGGAAAUAAUGACAAAA
This is a messenger RNA of Carassius gibelio (silver crucian carp), 1123 nucleotides long. Its product is annotated as protein S100-A16. The record is from RefSeq and is a predicted model, not a curated record. Gene Ontology annotation, cellular component: perinuclear region of cytoplasm. Bases 160 to 438 code for a protein of 92 amino acids. Gene Ontology annotation, molecular function: calcium ion binding. The transcript is spliced from 3 exons. Lineage: Eukaryota; Metazoa; Chordata; Actinopteri; Cypriniformes; Cyprinidae.